Messenger RNA from Myotis davidii, 6497 nucleotides. RefSeq names its product FRAS1-related extracellular matrix protein 2. Gene Ontology annotation, cellular component: membrane. Lineage: Eukaryota; Metazoa; Chordata; Mammalia; Chiroptera; Vespertilionidae. Bases 297 to 6332 code for a protein of 2011 amino acids. The transcript has 6 exons. Gene Ontology annotation, biological process: cell communication. The record is from RefSeq and is a predicted model, not a curated record.
GGGAUUUCCCUUAAAGCUCAAGCUAGGUCCUGGGACCAGGGAAGGAGGAGUGGAGAGACUUAGUUCCCGCGACUGAGCCGCAAGGCCUGGAGGACUUAUCCUCCCCCGCUGCAGUUCCAGGCCAGAGCGCGCCAAGCAAUUUUCUCAUCCUUCUGGCCCAGCCUCCGCUACAAACAGGACCCCCACGCAGCGCGCAGAGUUCCUGGCACUUUCCGAAGGGGUCUAUUGCUCCCUGCCCAGAGACUGACUGCGCGCUCUCGGACUUACCUGUUAGAGCACUAACACCGUCCUGGACCAUGCACUUAUUCAGGAACCCCAGGAUAGCCUCCCACGCACGCUGGGGAGCCAACGCCACCAGUUUUCAGCCAAUGCCUCGGCCUCCGCCACGGACCCUGCUGCUGCUGCUGCUGCUUCUCCUGCCACUGGUAAGCUGCCUUCCAGCACAGCCCGAUGCCCCCGGCCGAGUGUUGCUGUCCUCAGGUCUCCCGGGGUUUGCAAGGGUCCCCGCCGAGGAGGCUAUAGUAAUGGCGAACCGUGGGCUCCGGGUGCCUUUUGGCCGUGAGGUCUGGCUGGAUCCACUGCAGGACCUGGUGCUGCAGGUGCAGCCGGGGGACCAUUGCACGGUGACCGUACUAGACAACGACGCGCUGGCCCAGCGGCCCGGCCGCCUGAAUCCUAAGCGCUUCCCCUGCGACUUCGGUCCUAGAGAGGUGAGCUACUCUCACCUGGGUGCGCGCAGCCCCUCGCGAGAUCGCAUUCCGCUGCAGCUGCGCUAUGACGCGCAGGGAGGGACUGCAGUGCUUCCCUUGGUGCUGGAGGUGGUUGUAGUCUUUACUCAGCUGGAAGUUGUGACUCGGAACUUGCCUCUGGUCGUGGAGGAGCUGCUGGGGACCAGCAAUGCUCUGGACGCGCAGAGCUUGGAGUUCACCUACCAGUCUGAGACAGAGGAGUGUCGUGUGGGCAUCCUGUCUGGCUUGGGCACGCUGCCUCGCUAUGGGGAACUCCUACACUACCCGCAGGUCCCAGGACUAGCCAGCGAGGGGGAUACCCAGGAGCCUCUCCUGAUGGACUGCAAAGCUUUUCAGGAGCUAGGUGUGUGCUACCGUCACACAGCCUCCAGUCGCUCACCAAACAGAGACUGGGUGCCCAUGGUGGUGGAGCUGCACUUGCGAGGGGCUCCUAUGGGCAGCCCUGCUUUGAAACGCGAGCACUUCCAGAUGCUGGUGAGAAUCCGAGGAGGGGUUGAGAACACUGCCCCCAAGCCCAGCUUUGUGGCCAUGAUGAUGAUGGAGGUGGACCAGUUUGUACUGACCGCCCUCACCCCAGACAUGUUGGCAGCUGAGGAUGCUGAAUCUACCCCUGACUUGUUGAUCUUCAACCUCACCUCCCCAUUUCAGCCUGGCCAUGGCUAUCUGGUAAGCACUGAUGAUCGCAACCUGCCGCUCUCCUCCUUUACUCAGAGAGAUCUGCGCCUCCUGAAGAUUGCCUACCAGCCACCCUCUGAAGACUCUGACCAGGAGCGUCCCUUUGAAUUUGAGCUGGAGGUAGUAGACCCAGAAGGAGCAGCCUCAGAUCCCUUUGCCUUCAUGGUGGUGGUGAAGGCCAUGAAUACACUGGCUCCAGUGGUUAUCCGCAACACUGGUCUCAUUCUCUAUGAGGGCCAGUCUCGGCCCCUCACCGGCCCUACAGGCAGUGGACCACAAAACUUGGUCAUCGGCGAUGAAGAUGACCUAGAGGCAGUGCAGCUAGAGGUGGUGGCUGGGCUCCAACAUGGUCACCUCAUCCUUCUGGUUGGCUCCAGUGGUAACCUUGUCACUAAGGCCUUUACAGUAGCUCAGCUAACAGCUGGUGAGGUGGUCUACCACCAUGAUGACAAAGAUGGCUCACUGAGUGACAACCUGGUGCUUCGAAUGGUAGAUGGAGGACACAGGCACCAGGUGCAAUUCCUAUUCCCUAUCACCUUAGUGCCUGUGGAUGACCAGCCACCAGUCCUCAGUGCCAACACAGGGCUGACACUGGCAGAGGGUGAAACAAUGCCCAUACAACCCUUUGCUCUCAGUGCAACUGACAUAGACUCAGAUGACUCUCUGCUGCUUUUUGUGCUGGAGUCUCCCUCAACUACAGGCCAUCUGAUUAUCCGCCAACCUCAUCCUCCACAAGAGGUGGAGCAGCUUAUUGGAAGUCCUUGGAAGAAACAAGGAACAUUUUAUGAGAAAAUAGUGACAAAGUGGCGGCAGCAGGACAUAAUAAAGGGGAGGCUAUUCUAUGUGCACUCUGGGCCCCAUAAUCCUGGACCAGUGAUGGAUCAGUUCACAUUUCGAGUUCAGGAUAACCAUGACCCCCCUAAUCAAUCUGGGCUACAGAAGUUUGUGAUCCGCAUUCAUCCUGUGGAUCGCCUCCCUCCAGAGUUGGGCAGUGGCUGUCCCCUUCGGAUGGUGGUGCAAGAAUCCAAGCUUACACCGCUGAGGAAGAAGUGGCUGCAAUACACUGACCUGGACACAGAUGACCGAGAGCUACAUUACACAGUGACUCAGCCUCCAAUGGACACAGAUAAAAACCACUCGCCAGCCCCAUUAGGAACCUUGGUCCUGACUGACAACCCUUCUAUUGUGGUGGCUCAUUUUACCCAAGCCCAGAUCAAUCACCAUAAAAUUGCUUACAGACCUCCAGAUCAAGAACUGGGAGUGGCUGCCCGAGUGGCCCAGUUCCAGUUCCAGGUGGAGGACCGAGCUGGGAAUGUAGCUUCAGGCAUCUUCACCCUUUACUUGCAGCCAGAGGACAACCAGCCACCUGAGAUACUCAACACUGGCUUUACUACUAAGGAGAAAGGACACCACAUCCUGAGUGAGUCUGAGUUGCAUGUGAAUGAUAUAGACACUGAUGUAGCCCACAUCUCCUUUACUCUAACACAGGCACCCAAACAUGGUCACAUAAGGGUGUCUGGACAGAUACUACCUGUAGGUGGGGUUUUCCAUCUGGAGGACAUAAAACAGGGUCGGAUUUCUUAUGACCAUAGUGGGGAUGACUCCCUUACUGAUAACUGCUCCUUGGAGGUCAGUGAUAGACACCAUGUGGUGCCCAUAACUCUCAGAGUGAAUGUCCAACCAGUGAAUGAUGAGGUGCCCAUGCUGAGCCUUCCUGCUGGCACUCUGGGGUCCUACCUAGAUGUUUUAGAGAAUGGGGCUACUGAAAUCACUGCCAGUGUUAUCAAGGGGACUGAUGAAGACACUGAUGAUUUAAUGUUGACUUUCCUCUUGGAAGAUCCACCCUUAUAUGGAAAAAUCCUGGUCAAUGGAGUUCCAGCAGAGCAGUUUACCCAAAGGGACAUCCUGGAGGGCUCUGUUGUCUAUGCCCAUACCAGUGGUGAGAUAGGCCUAUUGCCCAAAGAGGACUCUUUUAACCUGAGUCUGUCAGCUAUAUCUCAAAAAUGGAGAAUAAGUGGCAGUACUGUCCAAAGAGUUACUGUGUGGGUGACCAUCCUUCCUAUUGACAGCCAGGCCCCAGAAAUUUCUGUAGGUGAACAGUUUAUAGUAAUGGAAGGUGAUAAAAGUGUCAUAACCUCAAUGCAUAUAAGUGCUGAAGAUAUUGAUUCCUUAAAUGACGACAUCCUGUGCACUAUAGUUAUUCAGCCUAUCUCAGGUUAUGUUGAAAAUAUUUCUCCAGCACCAGGCUCUGAAAAAUCAAGAGCAGGGAUUGCCAUAAGUGCCUUCACACUGAAAGAUCUCAGGCAUGAUCAUAUUAACUAUGUCCAGAGCAUACAUAAAGGAGUGGAACCUGUGGAAGAUAGAUUUAUAUUUCGUUGUUCUGAUGGCAUUAACUUUUCAGAGAGACAUUUUUUCUCUAUUGUUAUCAUUCCCACCAAUGAUGAACAGCCAGAAAUAUUUAUGAGAGAAUUUAUGGUGAUGGAAGGCAUGAGUCUGGUGAUUGAUACACCCAUCCUCAAUGCUGCUGAUGCUGACAUUCCCCUGGAGGAUUUAACUUUCACUCUUACCCAAUUUCCUACUCAUGGUCGCAUCAUGAACCAGCUGAUAAACAGCACAGUUUUGGUCAAAAGCUUUACCUUGGACCAGAUCAUAGAGAGUUCCAGCAUUAUUUAUGAGCAUGAUGACUCUGAGACCCAGGAAGAUAGUUUUGUGAUUAAACUAACAGAUGGUAAGCACUCUGUGGAAAAGACAGUUCUCAUUAUGAUUAUCCCUGUUGAUGAUGAGACCCCCAGAAUGGCCAUUAAUAGUGGAUUAGAAAUAGAAGUUGGAGAAACCAAAAUUAUGAACAAUAAAAUAUUAAUGGCAACUGAUUUAGAUUCUGAAGACAAAUCGUUGGUUUAUAUAAUUCGUUAUGGGCCAGAACAUGGAUUAUUACAGAGACAAAAACCUAUGCAUGCCUUUGAAAAUAUCACAAUGGGCAUGAAUUUUACCCAGGAUGAAGUGGACAGGAACUUAAUUCAAUAUGUCCAUUCUGGGCAAGACAGCAUUCAGGACCUAAUUAAAUUUGAUGUGACUGAUGGAACAAAUACCCUCAUAGAUUGCUAUUUUUAUGUAUCUAUUGGGAGCGUUGACAUUGUCUUCCCUGAUGUGAUAAGUAAGGGUGUGUCCUUGAAAGAAGGUGGUAAAGUCAUUCUCACAACAGACCUCUUAAGCACUAGUGAUUUGAACAGUCCUGAUGAAAACUUAGUGUUUACCAUCACCAAGGCUCCCCUGAGAGGUCUCUUAGAAUGCACAGAUCAACCUGGAGUUUCUAUCACAUCUUUCACUCAGCUUCAACUGGCUGGAAACAAAAUAUACUACAUACACACAGCUGAUGAUGAGGUGAAGAUGGACAGUUUUGAGUUUCAAGUCACUGAUGGACAUAACCCUGUCUUCCGGACAUUCCGUAUCUCCAUUAGUGAUGUGGACAACAAAAAGCCAAUUGUCACUAUCCAUAACCUGAUUGUCAGUGAAGGUGAAAACAAGCUGAUCACUCCCUUUGAACUCACUGUUGAAGACAGAGAUACUCCUGAUAAACUCCUAAAAUUCACUGUCACCCAGAUGCCUGUUCAUGGUCAACUCCUACUUAACAAUACCAGGCCUGCCAUGAUUUUUACUAAGCAAGACUUAAAUGAAAACUUAAUCAGCUAUAGGCAUGAUGGCACUGAGUCAAGUAAAGACAGCUUCUCCUUCACGGUAACUGAUGGCUCCCAUACAGAGUUCUAUGUUUUUCCUGAUACAGUAUUUGAAACAAGAAGACCCCAAGUGAUGAAGAUCCAGGUCUUAGCUGUUGACAAUAGUGUCCCCCACAUUGCAGUGAACAAAGGAGCUUCUACACUUCGCACUCUGGCCACUGGCCACUUGGGAUUCAUGAUCACAAACAAAAUAUUAAAAGCUGAGGACAGAGACAGCCUGUGUUUUUCUCUUAGGUUUAUUGUUACAGAGCUCCCUCGACAUGGAUAUCUCCUCAACUUGGGCAAAGGCAACCACAGUGUCACUCAGUUCACACAAGCUGACAUUGAUGACAUGAAAAUAUGCUAUGUUUUAAGAGAAGGGGCUAAUGCCACAAGUGAUCUAUUCCAAUUUACAGUUGAAGAUGGUGGUGGAAACAAGUUAACCAAGCAGCAUUUUCACCUGAAUUGGGCAUGGAUCUCCUUUGAAAAGGAAUAUUACCUGAUCAAUGAGGACUCCAAAUUUCUCGAUGUUGUUAUUAAACGUAGAGGUUACUUGGGAGAGACUUCAUUUAUAAGUAUUGGCACAAGAGAUGGAACUGCAGAAAAAGACAAAGAUUUCAAAGGUAAAGCACAGAAACAAGUGCAGUUCAACCCAGGCCAGACCAGGGCCACAUGGAAAGUGCACAUGAUGAGUGAUGAGGAACAUGAGCAGUCUGAGACUUUCCAGGUGGUUCUCUCAGAACCAGUGCUGGCAGCUCUGGAAUUUCCCACGGUGACCACAGUGGAGAUCAUUGACCCAGGAGAUGAACCAACUGUAUUUAUUCCCCAGUCGGAAUACUCCAUUGAGGAAGAUGUUGGUGAACUAUUCAUUCCCAUCAGAAGAAGUGGAGAUGUGAGCCAGGAGUUGAUAGUGAUCUGUUAUACACAGCAAGGAACAGCAAGCGGAACUGUGCCAACAUCAGUGCUGUCCUAUUCUGAUUACAUAUCCAGGCCUGAGGACCAUACUAGUGUCAUCCGCUUUGACAAACAUGAGCAUGAGAAAAUAUGUCGGAUUGUUGUGAUUGAUGACUCCUUGUAUGAAGAGGAAGAGACAUUCCAUGUCCUUCUGAGCAUGCCUAUGGGUGGUAGAAUUGGAUCAGAAUUCCCAGGGGCUUGGGUUACAAUCAUCCCUGACAAAAAUGAUGGUAAGUACUAAUACACCUGAAAAGUAUUCUUCUUUCCAGGCAGAUGAACAUUAAGCACAGAUUUCUAGACAAAAAAAAAAAAAAAAAAAUGACAGUGUAAAAAAUACGACAUGCACAUUAAUUUUACGCUUGAUUUUAUGGUAUGAUUAAGUUUCAAGUUGGCUGUAUCAUACAAU